AUGUUCAUCAUCACUGGUCUCCAUUUGCCCCACGCCCUGUUUGUCAUCUCAUCAGCAGUCUCCAUUUGCUUUACGCCCUGUUUGUCAUCUCCUCACUGCCUGUGGUGCCAUUGCCUCUGCCACAUCUACUUUGCUACGGACAGUGCCAACUCUACAAAAUGCGACUGUGGCUGCCAGGACUCUUCCCUCACAUCCUCUCUCAUCAUGUCUGCUGGCUCAUGUGCUAUCAUUGCUGCCAUGCUUAGCCUGGGUGGUGGCCGCUGUGCUCAAGGUGGUCAGUCUACAACUUACUACUGCUAUUACAACACUGUGUUGCAGCCCACUAGAGUAUCCAAGAAAGGUGUACUCGCAGAACUUUGUGUAUACAGCCCAAAGGACAAUGUGGUGCUUCCUGAUGAUACAGUCGUGUUUGCCUACACCCAGAUUUAUUCCUUUCCUGGCAACCCUUCUGACAAUGACAACAAUAACAACCUCCCCGAGAUCUUGCCUUGCCUUUUUGCUACCGGCAUUGUCCGCUCUGUGCACGAUGUCACUGCUAUUGACAACAACAAAUGUGUCAUGCUGGAGAUUUCAGAUCACGUGCAAAAUGGAAAGAAGGGUUUUACCUUUGAGUAUGUUGUGCUUUUUGCUUCUCCUCUGAGCCUGUCUCAUCAUUAUAUAAGGGCCAAAUUCACUGGUGCCACUUCCCAGUGGAAUUGUGUUCCACUUCCUAGCUUGCAAUUGAAUGCACAGAUUGUCAGUAUUUUGUGCAAAGACUGCCAUUCUGAUGGCAUAGUGACCAUUGAGGCUGAAUCACUCACAAUCAAUGCGCUCCCUGCCGCUGCACCCACUCAAGUGCCUCCAUCCAAAAAGAGGAAGUACAAUGCAUACAUUGCUUCUGGGACCUCUCCAUCGUCCCCCACUGCAAGCACUUCGUCACUUGCAGGCCCAUCAGGUUCUUCUCAGUCAACAUUACCUGAACCUGGAUCCACUGCUGGCGAAGUGUCUCUGGCUGAGCAACAAGAGCCUGAACCUGGAUCUACUGCUGGCAAAGUGUCUCUGGCUGAGCAACAAGAGCCUGUUGCAAUGCUCCCUGGUGGUUCCAUGGAAGACACAACUGCUUCCAGCACAAAGGCUGCUGGUGAAAGGAAGGCCAGACAGUAA
Molecule: messenger RNA, 1143 nt
Organism: Phanerochaete carnosa HHB-10118-sp
Lineage: Eukaryota; Fungi; Basidiomycota; Agaricomycetes; Polyporales; Phanerochaetaceae
Exons: 3
Coding region: 1-1143 (380 amino acids)
Source: RefSeq, a predicted model, not a curated record